UCCAUGGCUCUCACCACUAAACUCAUCCACCAGACCACCACAGCUAGCAAGCUAUACCACCGGUCCUUUGGUCCACAUUCUAGACAACUCUAGCUCAUCAGUCCUAGCUAGCUUGUUGCUUAGAGCAAUGGCGUACUCCAAAGCCCUAGCAGCUGGCAUGCUCACCGUGCUGAUCCUUCUGGCUCCCGCCGUCAUGGCCACUGACCCGGACCCUCUCCAGGACUUCUGCGUGGCCGACCUCGACGGCAAGGCGGUGUCGGUGAACGGGCACACGUGCAAGCCGAUGUCGGCAGCCGGCGAAGACUUCCUUUUCUCGUCCAAGCUGGCCAAGGCCGGCAACACGACGACCCCGAACGGGUCGGCCGUGACGGAGCUGGACGUGGCGGAGUGGCCCGGCGUGAACACGCUCGGCGUGUCCAUGAACCGCGUCGACUUCGCCCCGGGAGGUACCAACCCGCCGCACGUCCACCCGCGCGCCACCGAGAUCGGCCUCGUCACCCAGGGUGAGCUCCUUGUUGGCAUCAUCGGCAGCCUUGACUCCGGGAACAAGCUCUACUCCAGGGUCCUCCGAGCCGGGGAGACGUUCGUCAUCCCGCGUGGCCUCAUGCACUUCCAGUUCAACGUUGGCAAGACGGAGGCAUCCAUGGUCGUGUCCUUCAACAGCCAGAACCCCGGCAUCAUCUUCGUGCCGCUCACGCUGUUCGGCUCCAACCCGCCCAUUCCGACGGCGGUGCUCUCCAAGGCGCUCCGGGUGGAUGGUGGCGUCGUCGACCUUCUCAAGUCCAAGUUUGCCGCUGGGUUUUAACCAUACAUAUACACGGCAAAAUACAUAUAAUUAAGCUUCUGAUUAAUAAGCCAGCAUGCAUGCAUGCAGUUGUAAUAAUUAAGAUGAAAUAAGUGGCCUCGCGGUUCCUACCUGAGAAGUCAGAACCAAUAUAUGCGAGGAAUUUAAUGUACUUUAAAUUAUUGUACUCCGUACUACUCCGAUAGCUCAGUUCUGCUCUAAUAAAAAUGAACUGAAUAAAUGUCAUUUGACGUUAAAAACCCC
Messenger RNA from Brachypodium distachyon (stiff brome), 1048 nucleotides. Its product is annotated as oxalate oxidase 1. The coding region runs from base 128 to 805 and encodes 225 amino acids. The record is from RefSeq and is a predicted model, not a curated record. NCBI's taxonomy places the organism in Eukaryota, Viridiplantae, Streptophyta, Magnoliopsida, Poales, Poaceae. Gene Ontology annotation, molecular function: manganese ion binding. The transcript has a single exon. Gene Ontology annotation, cellular component: cell wall.